Molecule: messenger RNA, 750 nt
Organism: Entamoeba invadens IP1
Lineage: Eukaryota; Evosea; Mastigamoebida; Endamoebidae
Exons: 2
Coding region: 1-750 (249 amino acids)
Source: RefSeq, a predicted model, not a curated record
AUGUAUAAAACAUUGGAGUUGGCAGUCAAUAAAGUCGUUGCGCCAAUACAACAGUUCCAACAACCAACAUUGCAGAGUACUUCACAAACGACUUAUCCAAUUCAAAGUAUUCCUCAACCUAAAACAAGCGCCGUUCAAAGACAAAGCACCACGACAUACCCACAGGGAUAUCAACAACCAGUCUGCCCUUUUGUUACCCCUCCUCUUUUACCGUUAAAACCUUCACAACCCGUCGGAGUGCUCAUUAAAAACACACAAAAGGGAAUGUCUUCUGUUCUGCCACCAAUUUCUCAACCGUCGAAUAAUCCAAUUACCGCCGCGAACAUUUUCCGGACAGACAACUUCUGGACCGACAAAUCAAUCCAACGGACUAAUUUGUUGAACAAGGGGUGUCUCCUUUUUGUUAUUCAAUGCACGGAUGGGUGUAUGUCCAUCGUCUAUUUGAAAGAGCCUAUUAAACGAACAAACACGUGGGUAUCCGACAAAAACUCUUUUGUCAUUUUUAGAAGCGAAGGUGUUAAGCAAUUCCUCAAACUCACUUUUAACGCCAACCAAGCGCUUCGCGCUUUUUACUUGAGCGAAACACAAGACGAAAAUAUCUUCAAAAUUGCAAACGCGUGCUUCUCAUUGGCAUCAGACGGCACUGGAGCAAUUUUCAGAAACACAAGUUUCAGCAAAGAAAAAUCGUCCCAGCCGACACUCCACACCGUGUCGAGGUUAGUGGUGUUUGAGAUGGAAUUGAAAAAGUAG